AUGCUAUUAUCCGGGCCAGGUACAGAGAUUAUUCACAACAUUAUGCAAAACUUCUGCCGACUUAACCAGUUUCGUGGCAGCCGGUGCGGAGGGCUGCCGGCGAACUUACUCGAACUACUUGCACGGUUCAGAUAUUCAGCUUGCGGUGACCCUCGUGAUGAAGUUUUUGCGCCGGUAUGUCUUGCGAGCGAAGAAGCAAUGGACUUUAUUAGUCCUGGCUAUCGCCAGCAAUCUCUGAGAAUUGUGAACGAGCUCCUUGACAUAUCCAUCAUCCCAGGAGAGACGUUGGCCACGUCAUUCUUUAGAACCCAAGUAGCUGACAUCCGACAUGACGCCUAUAGCAUAGUUCGUGGUAGAUACAACGCCACAGAUUGGACAGAGAUUAUGAGCGAACAUUCUAAGCUCUCAGAUGUCGACUGGCAUGCCCAAGCUGGAGAAAGCAUCUCAUUGAACAGGACUAAUCAGGUACGAAAGUUGCGUCGGACUAGCAAGAAUACAAUUGCUUUGGUUCCUUGCCCUGCUCCAACCGGCGAUGAAAUAUUUGCACUCUUGGGGAGCCAAGUUCUUUAUGUCUUGCGGCGUCGUGGGAACCGCGGUCGCCGGUAUGAAUUUAUUGGGGAAUGCUAUGUGCACGGAAUGAUGGAUGGCGAGGCCGUGCCCAACUCCCUAGUCAUCCAUGACGUAUGUCUAGUCUAG
This is a messenger RNA of Pochonia chlamydosporia 170, 696 nucleotides long. RefSeq lists its product as hypothetical. The record is from RefSeq and is a predicted model, not a curated record. The transcript has a single exon. NCBI's taxonomy places the organism in Eukaryota, Fungi, Ascomycota, Sordariomycetes, Hypocreales, Clavicipitaceae. Bases 1 to 696 code for a protein of 231 amino acids.